This is a messenger RNA of Arabidopsis lyrata subsp. lyrata, 789 nucleotides long. RefSeq lists its product as uncharacterized. Bases 130 to 579 code for a protein of 149 amino acids. The record is from RefSeq and is a predicted model, not a curated record. The transcript has a single exon. Lineage: Eukaryota; Viridiplantae; Streptophyta; Magnoliopsida; Brassicales; Brassicaceae.
CAACAAGUUCUCAGUGUUGUCUAAUCUUUCAAAUCAAAAAGCCCAUAGAGUCUCUUUUUUUUUUGUCAAAAGCCCAUAAAGUCUCUUUAACAACAGUUUAGCCGAUUUCGGAUUACGAAGUUUUUUAGAAUGGAGAAACGUUCAGAUACAGAGAGUUCAGAAGAGAUUUUGGGUGAUUGGGAUUUAACUCCUCCGGUGGAUCCGGAAGAAAGAGUCGUAAUGGUUUCUGUUCCACCAGAAUCUGAUUACGCGAGACCGAAUCAACCGAAAGAGAUCGAAACUAGGGUUUCAGACAAGGAAAGAAACGUCGCCGGAGAAUCAUCGGCAAGGAGAGUGUUGCCGCCGUGGAUGGAUCCAUCAUAUGAAUGGGGUGGUGGAAAAUGGAAAGAAGACGGAAGAAAGAAGAAGAAGAAAGAUAAAGAGAAAGAGAAAGAGAAAAAGAAAGAAGAGAUUAUUCCUUUCAAAGAAAUUAUUGAAGCUCUGCUUCGAAACUCCGGUGAUAAGGUUCAAGAAGACAAGGUUAAACAAAGUCAGAGCUCUGUUGAGAUGUUGAAAUCAUUAGGCUUUAAGUUUCCUUAAUUUGUAAACUUUUGGGGUUUUUUUAUUAAUUUAAUCGGCUUUAGUUUUUGUUGUUGCAGAAAGUAUGUAAGCUUUUUCCUCAAUCUUCUAAAAAUCUAAUUUGUGGAAUUUUUUUUUUACUUAUGACUGAUGUAAAAUAUGCCACUAGUUAAUGUAUCUUGUGGGUUUGAAGAACUUAUUGAAAUUCUGGAUAUCUGAUUAUGAAACUAA